Messenger RNA from Plutella xylostella (diamondback moth), 1469 nucleotides. RefSeq names its product methyltransferase-like protein 25B. The record is from RefSeq and is a predicted model, not a curated record. NCBI's taxonomy places the organism in Eukaryota, Metazoa, Arthropoda, Insecta, Lepidoptera, Plutellidae.
CUACAAAACAACAUAACCUACAAAAACGAAAUAAGUGCAGAAAGUAAAUAAUAUAAUACCUACCUAAGAAUGGACAAAGAUAAUUUACAGUUGAACAUUAAGAUGUCAUUAGAAGUAAUACGCACUUACGAAUGGCUAUUGGAUUUAUUCGUUUUGGAUUUCUUCGUUGAUGACCAUUGGAAUAAACUACCGCUGUCAUGGCAAAGAAGCUUCCAAGACAUGGAUCCUGCUGACCUAGGAAAACUCUUGGUUGGACUGCCAACCAAACAUAUGCUGCCACUUUCUUUCAUAGCCCUGUUAAACACCGUAAAAGCUCUUACAAUACCACGGCAAACCCAGUCUAACUCAUAUGAAAAUAACCCUAACAUUGAUGAUACAACAGAAUUUAAUUGUGGAAACCACCCAAGAUUGAAAAAUCUGUUUCUAAAACAUGUCAAGUUAAAGAAGAGGCAUGAAAUAAGUGUGAUGGCUGAUGUAGUCAAUGCUGUCGCCACUAGGACCCACUGUAGAUCUGUAAUAGACUUCGGGUCUGGCCUCGGCCACUUGGUGAGGGUGUUGGCAUACAAAUAUGACAUCUAUGUGGCUGGAAUUGAGUGCCAGAGUCAAUUGACUGACGAAGCUAGAAAACUGGACAAGGAACUUGAAUACACAGCCAAAAAACACCUUUCAGAAGACGCAAUAUCUAAACUGAAACAACCUGUGCAUUUAAAUGUGCGACUGUCAACAGAAGAUCAGUUGCACCACCUAGUGCUUCCAGAAACUAUGACCAACUAUGGACUAAUAGGCCUCCAUCCCUGUGGUGACUUGGGACCGCUACUUCUGAAGCAUUUUGUCAAAAAUCCUCAUGUAAAAUUCAUAUGUGUAGUGGGAUGUUGUUUCAUGAAACUAACCAAUGAGGGGUAUCCAAUGAGUGAAUAUGUUAAAACUUUGGACCACCAUUUGUCAUACACAAUGACUGAAAUAUCUUGCCAUGCCAUUGAAGUCUACUGUGAGAGGCUUAUUAAAGGACAGUAUGAGGAUUUAAAGAUUCAUGCCUUCAGAGCAGCAUUGGAAAGAGUGCUGGUUGGAUUAGAUCCAAAGCUUCACCAUGCUCCAGUCAGAAGCAUCAAGCACUCAAAGAACAUGGAUUUCAAAGGCUACUGCCAGAUGGCGCUGCAACGUCUCAACAUCCCCGUGCCCAGUUCCCAAGAGGUGUUGUCACAAGCAGAGCGGGACCUGGCUCAGUGGCGCCGCGUGGUGGCAGUAUACACGCUGAGACUUGCUCUCGCGCCGCUAGUCGAGACGGUGGUCUUGUAUGACAGGGUGCUGUACGUUUUGGAACAUGGUUUGUCCUGUGACAUCAGAGCUGUAUUUGAUCCGAAGUUAUCUCCUAGAAACCAUGUAAUUGUAGGCGAACGGUAAAUAUAUUAUGUACCUAUGUAUGUAGUUGUGAGUUAUUUCUUUAAUACAAAUUUUGUUAGAAAAUAUUA